GAGGAAGGGCCGGGAGUGGGUGCGGUGGGCAAGAGCGGGUGCGGACCCCGACGACCUCCCCGUCGCGCCCCGGCCUCGGGGAGGACUUCGGGCCUCGCAGAGCCCGAAGACUCGCAGAUUUUCACCGAAAACCCCUCCCUUGCUUCUCCAAGCAGCUCAGCCUGUGUUCUGUAGCCAGAAAAUUGCAGCUCUCCCCACUCAAGGCCACCAAAGUCAGAAAAGUCCUGCAAAGGGGCUCCCAGAGGCCAGGCUGAAGCUGCCACACUGGCUGGAAUGGGCUGCCUUGGAGAGGGACGUGGGAAUUCAUUCCAAGGAGCAGGGAGAUUCUGAGAGCAUCUCGCCAGCUUACAAAGGAGGCAGGUUCUGAAGCCGUCCUCUAGAGCCUGUGGUGAAGCCCUCUUGUUAGGGAAAUUGGAUGGUUUGUGUUCAAAAUCCAUUUCGCGUGUGUGCAAAGACACAGGUGUUAUUAAAUAGAAGGGAAAACUCAAUGACUGAAAUUUGCAAUACUAAAUAAGCUGAUUUUUAGUUUUUCUAGGGGCCCUGUUGUUUGUGACCACAAUGAAAAAAGUAGACAGUGAUGAUCUGGUAACCGGCACACUUCCCAAGCUCAAGAGCUCAAAAGAAUGGUUGGAGCCCAAGCCCCUUUGUUUUAUGGAGGUCUUAGCUAAAGAAGAUACUGAGGCAGCUAUUCAAUCAAUAUUAUACAGAGAAAAUUAUAUAACUAAGGAACUAGAUAAAUAUUUACAACAUCAAGCCUUCUUAAAUGCAAGAAGAAAGGAGAUGUUAUAUAAAAGAUGGGUCGACCACGUGGCACAUCCUCUUCAGAAGAAAAUUAUAGAAAAAGUUUGCUCACAGAAGAAGAUUAAAAAAAGGAGACAAGAGGAAUCAGACAGCUUUAUAAAACAUGUAAAUAAAAAGGGAAAUGCGUUUAUAGAACAUUAUGAUCCAAAGGAGUAUGAUCCCUUUUAUAUGAGCAAGAAGGACCCCAAUUUUCUGAAGGUUACCAUCCCACCAUUUCGUGACCCUUUGAAAAAAGCACAGUAUGACAAGGAUAAUGAAAAAAGAACUCUUCUUCAGUGUGAGACUGGCAAAAUGUAUACAAUAAAAGAAUUCAAAGAAGUUGAGAAGGCUCAGCUACAUUCCAGAUUCCCACAAAUUUCUAAUUCAAGGAACUUUACGACUCCAAAUGAGUGGCUAAAACUGCCUACAGGAUACAUAGAAAGUGAAUUUUGUAAAAGGAGAAGAAACAAAGGGUCAUCCUGUCUAGAAAAAGAACCGUUGUGUUAUCAAAAGGCAAAGAAUCCAAGUGCCAAAGAGGCCACCUCUGAAGGGCAUUUUUCGUCCUUGAGCUUCAGCCAGGAGGGGAAACGGAAGGAAGACCAGGAUGGGUCCCCUUCCUCCGGUUUGGGGCUACUGAGGCUGGAGCUACACGAAAGAAAAGGGAGGUUUUAGCAACCAAGGAGCACACACCCUGAUCCUUGAUUGGUGAAAGGAUACACAAAAUAAGGCUGCUUCAGAGGAAGUUGUCUGCUUGCGGGAGUCAGGGUGAAGGCCAAGGAAGGCACUCAAGAAUUGUCGUGUCUCUAAGAAAAAGCAUCUGCAACAAACUUCCUUUAAUUUUUAAGUUCAGUGUCUGUGAUAAUUAAGAAAUGGCAAUACCAUGUAUUUUCCCCAGAUGUUAAGAAAUAUUGCCGAAUGAACCCAUAAAAUUAAUUAUAGCUACCUUA
Cebus imitator (Panamanian white-faced capuchin) is the source of this 1727-nucleotide messenger RNA. RefSeq names its product family with sequence similarity 228 member B (gene FAM228B). The record is from RefSeq and is a predicted model, not a curated record. NCBI's taxonomy places the organism in Eukaryota, Metazoa, Chordata, Mammalia, Primates, Cebidae. The transcript has 9 exons. Bases 559 to 1452 code for a protein of 297 amino acids.